AUGACGCGGCCUCCUCCCUUGGCCGGCAUACGUGUCGUGGAGCUCGCCGGCCUGGCGCCAGGCCCUUUCUGCGGUCUUGUCCUCGCCGAUUACGGCGCAUCCGUCCUCCGCAUCGAUGGGCCUCGCUCCCCGAAAGGCGACGUCUUAGCCAGACACAAGUCAUCCCUAUGUCUCGACUUGAAGCACCCUCCGUCCCGAGAUGUCCUGCUCGAGCUGCUGGCCCGCGCCGACGUGCUCAUCGACCCCUUUCGCCCCGGCGUCCUCGAAAGACUGGGCCUAUCGCCCCACGAGGUCCUCCUCAAAAGGAACCCCCGACUCGUAGUGGCCCGCCUCACGGGGUUCCGCCGAGACGGCAAGUAUCGCGACAUGGCAGGCCACGACAUCAACUACCUCGCCGUAUCCGGCGUGCUCUCCAUGCUGGGCCGCCCCGCCGACACCCCGCUCCCACCCGCCAACCUGCUGGGCGACUUCGCCGGCGGGGGCGCCAUGUGCGUGCUGGGCAUCCUCAUGGCGCUGGUUGCGCGCCAGGCAGCAGCAGCGGGGGGCGCGGGCCAGGUGGUGGAGGCCAACAUGGUGGAUGGAUCAGCUUACCUGGCGACGAUGCCGCGGCUGGCGACGAAGACGGCCUUCUGGAACGCCGCGCGCGGGGAGAACGUUCUGGAUGGAGGGUGUCCCUGGUACGACACGUACAGGACCAAGCAGUCGCAGUCCGUCGAGUCGGGCGUGGACGAAUACGUCGCUGUCGGGGCGCUGGAGCCUCGUUUCUAUGACGCGCUGUUGCGGGGGCUGGGUCUCGAUCCGGCGACCUUGCCACCCAGGGAGGACAAGACGCAGUGGCCCGCGCUACGAUCCGUGUUGCGGGCCAAGUUUGCGGAGAAGACGCGGAAGGAAUGGGAGGGUGUGUUCGAUGGCCUGGAUGCAUGCGUAACGCCGGUACUGGGCCAAGCUGAACUGGAGCGGGAGGGGUUCCUGCAGCGUCUCCCCGUUCACAUGUCUCACACGCCCGGGAAGGCGAUCCCACAUGGCCAGGGCGAUUGGACAGGAGGCACUCUGGCGCAUGGCUUCGGAGGGGAGGAGGUGUUGUCUGAGUGGACCGGGUGGGCGGAGGGAGUCGACUACACCAAGACGGCAAGUGGAAUUGCCGUUCGGAUGAGGGCUAAGCUGUAG
Sodiomyces alkalinus F11 is the source of this 1167-nucleotide messenger RNA. RefSeq names its product isopenicillin n-CoA epimerase. Bases 1 to 1167 code for a protein of 388 amino acids. The record is from RefSeq and is a predicted model, not a curated record. The transcript has 2 exons. NCBI's taxonomy places the organism in Eukaryota, Fungi, Ascomycota, Sordariomycetes, Glomerellales, Plectosphaerellaceae. Gene Ontology annotation, molecular function: catalytic activity.